UUUCAAAGCUUAUCCAUGAGCAUGAACCAUGCCCACUAUAAAAGAAGUUUGGUUGUCACAAUUUACUACAUACCCAAAAAUCCUUACCAAAUCUACAAAGUUUCAUCAAAGAGCAAAGAAGAAGAAGAAGAAGAACAAGGCGAGAUGGAAGGCUUAAUUCCUUAUAUUCUGCAUGCAAUAAAGAAACAAAGGCCUCACAGGACCUACAAGUCUUUCUCUGAGGGCUCAAGCCGUAGAUACCAUUUGCUGAUAGGAUCGGGUGACUCCAUCAAUGGCUCGUCUCAUCGGCGAACCAGGUCGGAGUUCCAGCCACCCGCCAUGGAGUUACUGGAGCAGCGAUCUGCUCUUGAAUAUGUCCGUUCAAGUAGCUUGAGAAAACGGUCCGUCAAUUCUCCUACGGUGGCUAGUGAGUCAAAGUUUGGUACCACUGCAUAUCAUGGUCGACAGAGUAAAUUUCCAGGGAUGUGAAGAAUAAUAACAUUUCUUUUGUCUGACAAUAUAUUCAAAAUGAAGAAUUGAUUGGUUUUAGUUUAUUAUUUGGAUUGUGUUUAGGGUGAAAGAUAAGUGUACUAUAAGACUAGAGUGGAAAUAAUUGUACAUUUAUGAUGUGAAGCCAUCUUUUUUAAACUAAUUAAUGGAAAUUGUAAAUUUAAUUUAGUUCUCA
Messenger RNA from Ricinus communis (castor bean), 664 nucleotides. RefSeq lists its product as uncharacterized. Lineage: Eukaryota; Viridiplantae; Streptophyta; Magnoliopsida; Malpighiales; Euphorbiaceae. The record is from RefSeq and is a predicted model, not a curated record. The coding region runs from base 16 to 468 and encodes 150 amino acids. The transcript has a single exon.